Messenger RNA from Ostreobium quekettii, 1494 nucleotides. The record is from the annotation of a GenBank genome assembly. NCBI's taxonomy places the organism in Eukaryota, Viridiplantae, Chlorophyta, Ulvophyceae, Bryopsidales, Ostreobiaceae.
AUGCAGAUUGCUCCGGCCUCGGGGAAGCGGGCGGCCGCGCUGGCCGCGCCGCCGCCUGCGGCCAUCGGGCAGGAGCGGCGCGCGGGCCGGCAUCGCGAUCGCGGGCUGCGCGGCAAUGUGUGGAUGUCUGCGGCCACGACUGGGAAGCCCGCGCAGGGACGCACAGCGGGCACGGCGGAGAUACAGACAAACAAGCGUGGUUCAAUCGACACCAAUCCACCCAGAGGUACAAGGGAUUUCUUCCCCCAGGACAUGAGACUACGCAACUGGCUGUUCGAUCACUUCAGGUCUGUGAGCAGUGCAUUUGGUUUUGAGGAGUUUGACAGCCCAGUGCUGGAGUCAGAGGACCUUUUUGUGCGAAAGGCUGGAGAAGAUAUCACGGACCAGCUGUACAAUUUUGAGGACAAGGGUGGCAGACGUGUGGCCCUUCGUCCAGAGUUGACACCCUCUCUAGCUCGAAUGGUGUUGAGCAAAGGCAAGGGUUUGCUCCUACCAGCAAAAUGGUUUGCUGUUGGGCAGUGCUGGCGCUAUGAGCGCACAACAAGGGGCAGGCGGAGGGAGCACUACCAGUGGAACAUGGACAUCAUUGGUGUAGAGGGACAAGAGGCAGAGGCAGAACUGCUGGCAGCCAUAACAAUGUUCUUCGAGCGAGUGGGGCUGGGGCCAGAGGAUGUGCAGAUCCGAAUUUCAAGCAGGAAGGUGCUUGAGGGUGUGUUACGGCGGUACAAUGUUCCUGUUGAGUCUUUUGGGCCAGUAUGCGUUGUGGUGGACAAGAUUGACAAGCUGCCUGAACAGGAAGUUGUAAGGCAACUAUCAAACCUUGGACUCGACUCUGAAGCUGUCAAUGGUGUUCUCAGUGCCACUGAGGCAAGGUCAAUGCCUGAACUGCAGGAGCUUCUUGGCAGUGACAGCGAAGCUGUCAAGGAAAUGGUCAACUUAUUUGGACUUGCUGAUGGGUAUGGCAUCAAGGACUGGCUUACGCUUGACACCAGUGUGGUGCGAGGAUUGGCAUACUACACAGGCAUCGUUUUUGAGGCCAUCGAUCGGCGUGGCAUGUUGAGAGCCAUCUGCGGAGGUGGGCGAUACGACAGGAUUAUGGGCACCUUUGGGGGUGAUAACCUUCCAUGUGCUGGCUUCGGAUUUGGAGACGCUGUGAUUGUUGAGCUCCUCAAAGACAAGGGUCACCUGCCGGAUCUGGACCACCAGGUGGAUGACGUCGUUGUAGCCCUCGAUGAGUCACUGCGACCCCAAGCCAGUGGAUUGGCUAAUUCGCUGCGAAAAACCGGAAGAACCGUCGAUCUGGUGCUGGAAGAAAAGAAAAUGAAGUGGAUUUUCAGGCACGCUGAGAGGUUAUCUGCCAAACGUCUUGUCAUUGUCGGAGCUACGGAGUGGGAGCGUGGCUGUGUGAGAGUGAAGCAACUGGCGAAACGAGAAGAAUCAGAUGUUCCUGUCCAACAAUUGUGCUCAGUCAGCAGUGACGAGGCGUUUGAAUGA